Molecule: messenger RNA, 2969 nt
Organism: Gasterosteus aculeatus aculeatus (three-spined stickleback)
Lineage: Eukaryota; Metazoa; Chordata; Actinopteri; Perciformes; Gasterosteidae
Source: RefSeq, a predicted model, not a curated record
CAGUAAACCUGCGCAGAAUAAAAACAAAACCGGAAGUCAACCCUUCAUUUGUAAACACAUGGCUCGUUGUCGUGUCUGACGCCCAAUUAUGCCAAAACUCUUUGAGAUAACGUUUCCGGGAGAAUGUAAGACUCUCCCCGAAGGCUUUUGGUCGGCUGUAGACGUGUGGAUAAAGAAACCUCACGUCGUAAACAAACGUCUUUGCGGAACUACGGAGACUGAGAGCACCGAUGUGGGCGAAGAGGCUUUGCUCUUCCUGCUGGAUGAUCCUGAACUCCUCCACGAGGCGCUUUCCUUCAUCACCAACGAGGUCCCACCGGCUCAGGGGCACGAAGGAGAAAGCCCCUGGUCUUCUACUGUCAGGACCGUCAUUCCCAAAGUAAACAGUUACGGGACAAACCUGCACAAAGAGGUCGUACUCAAAGACUUUGGCAGACAACUCGUGAGCUUUCUUCCAUUUGAAGAGGAUUCAGAAGGACGCGUGUCUCUGAAGAGGGGCAACGUCUACCAGUUCCAGCUCCUCCACCAGGACGGUGAGGGAUGGGCCCUGGAGCUGCACGCUUUGGCUCCGGACGAGUGGUUCUCGGAUGGCGUCGUCUACCCGAAGCUGCCCUGGCUGUCCGCCGACCUGCUGCCCAAACUGGUGCGCUGGGCCACCGAGUGCAAGACCAGCGAGUUCAAGAGCACCUUGUCCCUGCUGCCGGUGGAGAAGUACAGCGUUAUGUACCAGCAGCUGAAGGAGAAGUACAAGGCCAUGGUGAAGAUUUGGCCAGAGGUUACAGAUCCUGAGAAAUUUGUCUAUGAGGAUGUUGCCAUUGCUACAUAUCUCCUUGUGCUGUGGGCCGAGGAGCGAGCGGAGAAAGGUCUGACCAGCAGACAGUCCUUUGUGGACUUGGGAUGUGGAAACGGGCUCCUGGUUCACAUACUGGCCGGCGAAGGGCAUCCCGGCAGGGGCAUCGACGUUCGGAGGAGGAAGAUCUGGGACAUGUACGGCCCCCAGACUCUGCUGGAGGAAAAGGCAAUUACUCCCAGCGAGCGCUUCUUAUUCCCGGGCGCGGACUGGCUGAUUGGGAACCACUCGGACGAGCUCACACCGUGGAUUCCUGUUAUAGCUGCCAGGUCCUCUUACUCCUGCCGGUACUUCGUCCUCCCCUGCUGCUUCUUCGACUUCUACGCAAAGUACCAGCGACGCCAGUGCAAGAAGUCUCAGUACAAAGAAUACAUCGACUUCAUCACGGAGGUGAGCCGAGUCAGUGGCUUCAACACCGAGGAGGACUGCCUGAGGAUACCGUCCACCAAGCGGGUGUGUCUGGUGGGGAAAUCGAGAAACUACCAGCCGUCGGACGACGCCCAGGCGGAGAGCCGAAGGGCUCGUUACAUUCAGAGCCACCGGGCUGCCCCCCCGAGUGACGGCGGCGGUCGCCCCGGAGACAAAGACGCUGACGGGGACCCCGGCGGCGGCUGGGGAGCGGGCUUCCAGCCCAGAGAGCGGGUCGAAGCGGUUCGAAACUGCGCCGCCCUCCCGCGGGACUUGGUCGACGGCGUGGUCCUGCAGGUGGGCAACGCUCUCCUGGGAAUGGCGGAGGACGACCCCGGGGCGACCCCCACCGGCUGGGAUGAAGGAGGCAGCCUCUCAGUGAGCGAGGCCGCUGGGCUGUUGGUGCAGGAAACCCUGCAGCGGCUGAAGAAGGAGUGUGGAGGCCUCCAGACGCUGCUCAAGAACAACCACCAGGUCUUCAGAGUAGAAGGAGGGAGGGUGUACAUACGAGACUGGCGGGACAGGAAGUCCUCCGGGGCGGACGCCAGGAGGAGGCCCGUCGUACCCGGGGCGCUGAAGACCCGCCCCUGCUGGUUCUAUGACCACCACCCUCAGCGCUGCCCCCUGCAGGCCGAACACUGCGCCUUCGCCCACGGGCCGGACGACCUCCGACCCUCCACCCGACCGCUGAAGAAGAUGAGAAAGGACGCCUGUUGAUCGGCUUUUUUAUUUAUUUUUUUAUUUAUCUGAUGAAGUUGAGCGUCUACUGAUCUAAUGUACUGAUUAACAGUAUUAAUUCUUAGGUCUGCAGCCACAGAGAGUAAGGAGGUACGAGCAGUGUGAUCGUUAUCGGGGCCACGUUGCAUCAUGUUGUGUGUUUACGGAACGGAUCACGUACUAGAUCCUUUUUAUUUCUUUCAUGGACCUUUUUCUUCUUUUUUCCUGUCAAAAAACAGCCCCAUGUGCUUCACUGGGACACUUAGUCCACCUGAGACAGGUGCUCUGAGGUUCGCAGACAGGGCGGCGGAUGAAGGCCGGGGGCGGCGUUUGAACGCGGUAAAUGUUAUCGGUAUGAAUAAUUUGUUGGCAGGAGACUGGGGGGGGGGGGGGGGGGGUGAGCUGCUGUGUCUCUCUAACACAGUUUGCCAUCAGCCUUUGGCUCAAAUGUCAAAAACCAGCAAGGACCCCCCCCUCCCCCAUCCCCUCUCCCCAUCAGAGACUGCAGCGAGGCAACAACAAUCGCGCCGCCGAUGCAACGCGGCGUAAAAGGCCGAUGAUUUAUUGGCUAAGAUACGGAUGCGAGGUGGCGACCCGGAGCCACGUUGUUCGCGUGGUUUUAUUUUUAUUUGCAUCGUGCACCUGUCUCGCAGGUAUUUCAACGUGCCGUUUCCUGACGUUACACGAUGGGACAUUUCGCCCUUUGUAGCCACUAACGCGCAAACGCAGCGCUGAAGCUUGAAGGGUCGGUUCACCCAAAUGACGAGAAACAGCGUGUCAAGCCUGGUUUCCUGUGAAGGAGCAUUCUGCCAGUAGAAGGAGCCCUGCAGGGAAUGUCUGCAACAGAAAUAGCAAUGCUCCUUUUAAUGUGAGUCAUCAUUUUGACUUUUCAACAUGUUCACGUUGUUUUCCUCCUUUGACUAAGACAAUUCUGCAUAUUUUGACCUUGUUUAAUCUCAUCAUUUUGUCUAAUAAACAAAAAACGAACAAAGUA